GUUGACAAAAAUGCUGAAUUGGUGGCAAAAUGGCAUUACUGUGCUCUGAGUCAGGAGAAGUUGUGUCGCCCAAUUGUGGCCUGUGAGCUGGGCAGGUUGUAUAAUAAAGAUGCCAUCAUUGAAUUUUUGUUGGAUAAGUCAGGUGAUAAAACUCCUAUGAAAGCUGCAUCACAUAUCAAAAGCAUCAAGAAUGUAACAGAACUAAAGCUUGCAGAUAAUCCAGCUUGGAGUGGUGAUAAAGAGAGUAUAAAAGGUGACAAAUAUGAUGACAUGCAGUCUGCGCGCUUUAUAUGCCCAGUGGUGGGACUGGAAAUGAAUGGAAGGCAUAGGUUUUGCUUCUUGAGAAACUGUGGCUGUGUGUUCUCUGAACGUGCUCUCAAAGAAAUUAAAUCAGAAGUUUGUCAUAAGUGUGGUGUUCCCUUUCAAGAGGAAGAUGUGAUUAUCCUUAAUGGCAAUAAAGAAGAUGUGGAAGUAUUGAAGAAAAGGAUGGAGAAUAGAAGACUUAAAAGUAAAUUGGAAAAGAAAUCAAAGAAAUGCAAGUCAGAAGAAUCAGCUUCUCAGCAAGAUACCACUGAAGAUUCUCCAGGUCCAUCAAGGGCUAAGAACGGAAAGGACUGUCCCAGUUCCAUUUCUGGGGAAAAGAGGCAGAUUAUCUUCACCAAAAGUUCAGAUAAUGGAAAUUCAUCUGUCCCAGGAAAAGUCAAUAAGGCCUCUACUACUGCUAUGAAGAGAUCCAUUGCAGACAGUGAAGAGAAGUCUGAGGCAUACAAAUCUAUUUUUACAUCACACAGCUCAGCAAAACGUUCAAAGGAAGAGUGUUCCAAUUGGGUUACUCACACAGCAUACUGCUUCUGAAAAAUGAUGAGCCUGAUUGUAACAUUCAUUACUGCUUUUCUUCCCUAAGGCUUUUUCUGUAACUGAUAGAGAACUUUUGUUGUAAUCUGAUGUUAUCUGGGAUUACUCAGUUUGGAAAUUGUUUAUAAACUUACGGAUAACUAACAAACUUGCGUUAGUUGCAACUUCUGUUAAAUAAGAAGUAGAUCACCAG
Messenger RNA from Nestor notabilis (Kea), 1048 nucleotides. RefSeq names its product replication termination factor 2 domain containing 1 (gene RTF2). The annotation marks the transcript as partial. Lineage: Eukaryota; Metazoa; Chordata; Aves; Psittaciformes; Psittacidae. Gene Ontology annotation, biological process: site-specific DNA replication termination at RTS1 barrier; mitotic DNA replication termination. The record is from RefSeq and is a predicted model, not a curated record. Gene Ontology annotation, cellular component: nucleus. The transcript is spliced from 8 exons.